This is a messenger RNA of Phymastichus coffea, 1557 nucleotides long. RefSeq names its product serine/threonine-protein phosphatase 6 regulatory ankyrin repeat subunit C-like. The record is from RefSeq and is a predicted model, not a curated record. Bases 148 to 1203 code for a protein of 351 amino acids. Gene Ontology annotation, molecular function: protein binding. Lineage: Eukaryota; Metazoa; Arthropoda; Insecta; Hymenoptera; Eulophidae. The transcript is spliced from 4 exons.
GAAAUAUCGGUUCGCAGUGGCCUAGAGAGCGCCACGGUGAAAGAGGGCUCGGGUGAUUUUUCAUCACUCUUGGCACUGCAGUUGGCAGUGAUUUUCUUAAUAACUUGACGAGUGCGCGUUCGCAUUAUUCAAACUAUUCCAGCCAAGAUGUCGAUGAUCAAGAGAGAAAGUAACAGGCCCUCCUCGGCAUGCACGUUAAUGCCCCACUUUUUAAACCCGUCAGAGCCAUUGAUGAACGACGAGAUCUUGUCUCUCAUCCACACCGUCUGUCACCUGGAGGGUUAUUCGACAGAUUACGAAUGGCUGGUAACAUUCGGCCGUCAACGACUGAUCUAUUUACUGCUGGACAAAGGUUGUCGUGCAACUAAGCACGGAGCUAAAAAUCCAGCGCUGCGCUCCUGCAUCGAUGCUUUACCUUGGAGCCAUACGAUCGAGGAGCUGGCGACUCUCGGCGCAAAAAUUACCGAUGUUAAUUGCCAUGGCGACACGACUCUGCAUCUCGCUUACACCAAAGUUAAGGUGCGUGACCAAUAUUUCUACUGGAUGCUGGAGCACUAUCUUGAUAAUGCCACGGAGAACAUGCAGAAUAAUGAUGGGCUGAGUUUGCUGCACAUUGCCUGUGCUGAAGCCUCGCCCGACAGGGUUGCACAACUGCUCGAACAAUUUCCCAGCGACAUCAAUCAACAGAUUGCACUGGAUCGCGAACUGCAGUAUUCUGGAUACACGCCUUUACACUUAGCGGUGCAAUUCGGCAGGUACGAGAUUGUUGACUUGCUGCUACGAAACAAUGCUGAUUUUAAUGUCAGAUCUUCAAUGGAAAUGACUCCCGUGCACCUUGCUCUCUACAUUUCCACGAGGUCUGAUAAAACUGUUAUGUUUGAGAUCAUUGAUCUUCUUUUAUCCUAUGAUAAGGAUCACGAGAAUUGUGUAGACAGAUUUGGACUCAGCCAUCUAAUGGUCGCCAGUGCGGCUCACAAUGCGAACGCCAUUGAGAAAAUCGUAGGUACAGAGUCCAGACGUAAUCUAGAUUUACCAACGUUGAUCAAAUUUCGCCCGAUGGACACGAUAACUAAUCCAUUCGGCGGAUUCAGUACCCAAAAUUUCAUUAAAUACCGAUACUCUUCAUUGGCUACUGAGCUAGAGAAGCUCAAUGAUCCAGAUAUGUGCACCUGUUCAUUUUUAAAUCCGAAUGAGCAAUCAUAACAUUGUAUUACGUCUCUUGCAGCAUUAUUCUGUAUCUAAUUUGUAAUAUUUGACGUAUUAGUAAUUGUAUGUAAAUAAUAUUUUAUAGAUUGACGGUAUAGGAAUUAAUUUUAUUGUGAAAUAAAAUUAAUGUUAAUUUAUAGAAUUACGACAAUUUGAGAAUAUAUUUUAUUGUAAUAUAAAUUGAAUGUCAAUUCAUAGACCGACAAUUUAGGAAUCAGGUCUAUUGCGAAUUAAAAUAAUGUAAUUUAAUUUAGACUGACGGUUUUGAAAUAAGUUUUAUUGUGAAAUAAAAUAAGGCAAAUGUGUAGACUGACAGUUCGGGAAUAAGUUUUAUUAUAAAAUAAAAUAAAU